Molecule: messenger RNA, 1645 nt
Organism: Danio aesculapii
Lineage: Eukaryota; Metazoa; Chordata; Actinopteri; Cypriniformes; Danionidae
Gene: c8h1orf174
Product: chromosome 8 C1orf174 homolog
Exons: 4
Coding region: 3-647 (214 amino acids)
Source: RefSeq, a predicted model, not a curated record
AUAUGGGCGGGACUUCUGUGGUUACCGGAGAUAAACAGGCUGGAGUCCGCACUCGGUUUUGGACGCCUAAACUUUCAAUGAGGGCUAAGCAGACUGUCGUUGUGAGCCUCGGACAGCGAGUGUGCGGCGCUGUCUCUUUAAACCCGCCCGGUGUGAAAAGUUCAGUCAAGAAGGCGGCGAGGAGGAGAGUUCUGCUGCAGAGAUCGGCGCCUGAUAUCGCGCGCGCUGUGCGACAGAUGGCUGGCGACGGCGGCGAGGCCAAGCGGCUCCCGAAGAGACCCUUUCACGGCGAAGUAGAGGAGAACUCCAGCGCGGCUGUGGAUGGAAACGUUAAAAUUCAGCCAGGGAAAAAGGCUCCGGGUGAACGGCGCGGCAAGGAGAACUCCACCGCCAAGUGCACGGGCUUGACAAGCGGCUCCGCAGUGGCGAAGAUGGAGCAGAGCGUUCACGGCUCGCAGACCACAGACCCGAGCGUUUUCUUCGACGAGGACAGCAAUCACGUUUUCCCUGUGGAGCAGUUCUUUGGGAACCUGGAUGUUGUUGAGGAUUACCCCCGCAGAACCCCAGGCAGCAAAAGAAUGAGCCGGAGAGAGUACAGGAGCAUGCAUUACUAUGCCAAAGAGGACAGUGAAGACGAGCAUCUAUGAGGACUAAAUCACUUCAGCUGCCACUUGCAGGAGUACAAAUGACUGAAGGAGCGUCAUGCUGGUAAAACGGACUUGAUUGUUUUAAAACAAGCUAUUUUAUUCUCGAUUAACAAUAGAGAUGCCCUGUGUUGAGUAAUCAGUAAUGAGGCACAUUAUUAUCAAAUGCAGAAAUCCGGUGCAUCCCUAAUUAUAAACUUAAGAGCAUUAAUUCAAGUGCUGCACUAAAAGAAUGUACAGUAAAGGGUUUUAUGUGAGAUUUGUGGUUUAAAGCAUCAUGUGAUUUGUCCUGAAAAAAGGCUAUUUAAGGAAAACUUGUUUAUUAGUGGGUUUUCUACCAUUUGUUGUUACUAAUGCGUUUCAUCAAUCAAGUGCCUCAUGUUUGAUAUUUAGACUUCGAAAGCAAUUGAAUACUAACCAGUCCUUUAUGAAUUUGGCACUUUUAAACGUUCUUUGUUGAGAAUGAAUCAGUUUGUUUUUGGAAAAAAAACACUUUAUACUUCAGAGUUGGUGCUGUAUUAUUGAAAGUUAAAGCAUGUAGAUUUUGGACAUAUCUUAAUUACUCUUUGAUAUGCUUGAUGUAAAGAAUUUAUAUUGGCGUCUCAAAUUAAGAGGAUUUUAUUGUAAGAUUUUAUUGUGAAAUUGUCAUUUUUAACAUACAAAUUGAAUCUGUUUUAUGCAUGUGGCUCCAUCAGAAAUUGUCUAUAUAUAUUGAUAUUUGUAAAUUCGUCCAGAUUUGCACUAACAUGGCUCAAAGAUGUAACAUUUUUACAGAUGUAGUUUAUUUGCUAUCAUGUACGAGGUAAACAUUGUAGAAAGUGUGAUUUCUGAAGUUUAUAUUUUUCUAUUGACGUGGUGAAUCAAGUGCUAAUUUUUGCUACCAAAUGCCUUGUAUGUACAUGAAAUGUAACUUAUUUAAUAUCUGAUCUUCAGUGUAUUAUCAUACAGAAAGCUAGAAUACUCCGUCCAGACAAAAUAAACCUCAUUUAUGAUUUUGGCAA